AUGCUGCGACAGAAGAAACAGUUGACUUUAAUUGCGCAAGAAAGUCAAAAGGACACUGUAACAUUACAGGAGUUUUAUGAAUUUUGGAAACCACAGUUGAAAAGGAUUCAACUCUACGCAGCAUUAGAGAAUGUCGAAUUGAGUCAACCAUGGAUUAGCAACAACAAUGUGCUACCAAUUGUUUUGCCAUGGAGCCCAGAAGGUGCCAAGAUACACACAGCAUUUGCGUCAAAAUCUGGUACCUAG
Molecule: messenger RNA, 246 nt
Organism: Dovyalis caffra
Lineage: Eukaryota; Viridiplantae; Streptophyta; Magnoliopsida; Malpighiales; Salicaceae
Source: the annotation of a GenBank genome assembly